CAACUCGACGCCAACAUUUCAAAAAGCAUCAUGUACAAACCAUGCGUUUUGAGAAAAACGCAUUCGAAUGUUGAGCAUCGAUUUUCAAUUCCCAUUUUAAUAUAAAAGCAAAAUAAGAUGUUCUAAUGAUAACAAACGAUGAAAAACGUUGCUUUUAUUGAUACUUGAUCAUCCAAAUUCAAUAAAACAUUAUUUCCGUAAUUUUAUUUGAGAAAAACAAACAUAACUUCUUUUGAAAUCACCAACGUCUAUAUCACUCUGCUGUCAUUGAGGGGGACGCUUUUUUAUGAUUCGUUUUUCUUCGCCGAAUGUACAUGGCGCUUUGUUCAUGUUGCUUUUUUUUCGUCACGAGGUUCAUGUAGUCUUUUGUUUGACAGGUUGACAGGGCUAUAUAAACAGGGACUGCUGAUGGCAGAGAUUUUGUUUAUGUUACUUUAUUUAAAAUCAUGAUUAAACAGACUUUGCUGAAGUAACUUUUGCUCAUUUUUGGUGGAGAGGUAGCUUAUUAGGAGUACUUUCAGAAUAUGCAAUAACUCAGAAAGUGUCAAAAUGUACAUGAUGCCUUUUGAAAUGUUACCGUCGAACUAUCCGCAUCAUUUUAAGAGGAAGCGGUACUUGAGAUGCUGACGAUGUGCACGUACUCCUAAUGUUACACUUCGACGUAAAUAAUUGCUUUUAACAUUUCGGAUGUAGCGUUUUUGGCUUCCUUACAAACAUCCUUACAAACGGUGACGAAGUACACUAGCGCAACGUUAAAAAGCAUUUAUUAAUAAAUAGCUUAACGGGAGAAAAAACAUUUUUUUUUUGCGUUACGUAAUAAAAGAAUUUCAUAGGACAAAUUUAAUUUUAUGCCACAAAUUAUCAAAAAUCUUACUGAAUUUCUAAAAUUAAUCCUUUAAAAAAGACAAUGAGUUAUAUUUGUGUUAAAGGUUUAAUUAAAAGUUUAAUUCCUUGAUUUUGAAAAGUCUGUAAUAUGGUAUGAUUUCUGUAUUUCUGGCAAGACUGCUAGAAAGCUGUGUAAACGUCAAACGCGACGAUUGUUUGCUUGUGCUGUGGUGCGUGCGCGAAGUGAUUUUUUUAUGAACACCGUUUUUUUUAAUAUUUGCAACGAUUUUUAAGAAAAUUCCGAACCAAAAGUUGCACGAAUGUACCGAAAUCGGCUUACCUGCAGUCCGCUUACUCAGCCGAACAGACUGUCUGCUGCUGGGUGACGAUGUUGGUCGACUCGAGGUCACCGGUCAGAUCGCCGACGACCGUGAUUCCCGCGGACACGGAACCGUUGUUGUCCACGCAUAUCAAGCUUGAAGUGCUGGAUCUGAUCUGGCAUGAGGACGUUGAAAGUGGUGUCCUCGAUGAGGAAACUGCCGAUCAACAGUUGCUUCUGAAUCGGCUUCUGCCGUUGCGCGUCCAGGGCACCACUUUGAGCGAAAUGUUCCGGUAUGUACUACCAAAAGUAGCAGCAACUCCAACAACAGCAACAGGCGAUUCCGUUGAUCCUGUGCCGCCUUACCUUCGAUUAGCAUGCUUUAACCGACACAACAGUUCGGUACAGAAGCCCUGCUCAACGGACGGACGGAAUAACUCUUACAUGUUAGUAAUAGUACUCUAACAGGCCCGUAUACAGGGGGAGCUUUCGGGCUGUAGAACACCCUCCCCUCUUUGGAACUUUUUGCGAGACAUAUGGGAGAGAAGAAAUAAGAAGACAAUUUUGCCAAUUUUGACCGUUGUGACUCUUUUGAUUGGGAGUCUUAUAAGGUUCCUAUUCAAAAUUAUUAAGUUUA
This is a messenger RNA of Culex pipiens pallens (northern house mosquito), 1781 nucleotides long. RefSeq lists its product as uncharacterized. The coding region runs from base 1214 to 1609 and encodes 131 amino acids. Lineage: Eukaryota; Metazoa; Arthropoda; Insecta; Diptera; Culicidae. The transcript is spliced from 2 exons. The record is from RefSeq and is a predicted model, not a curated record.